Dreissena polymorpha is the source of this 1248-nucleotide messenger RNA. Its product is annotated as serine-rich adhesin for platelets-like. The record is from RefSeq and is a predicted model, not a curated record. The transcript is spliced from 9 exons. Lineage: Eukaryota; Metazoa; Mollusca; Bivalvia; Myida; Dreissenidae. The coding region runs from base 1 to 1248 and encodes 415 amino acids.
AUGGGUAUGCUGGCGCCACAGGACAGCUUCUUCAACGUGGUUCCUGGCACGGCGCCGACAUUUGCCAUCUGGUUGAAAGCCGGCGUGAAGUUGGACGCGGCGACGUCACCUCUCCUCGUUAACGUUCAGUGCGUUGAUGACAGAUCGCCGGCGAAUAUCAUAACCGAAACGUUCACGGUUCCCUUACUUGAUAAGCCUCCGACGUUCGUUACGGGAAUUCCCGGCACAUCUCCGUCUAUUUCCGACUCGACCGUCACCGCGACGUCACUCGGUGUCUUCACCGUUACCGAUCCCGACACGACAUGCAGUAUUACGUCAUCGCUGACGUCAGUGUAUGAGAUCAGACCCGUGACGUCACCGGCAGAUCUUCAAAAGCCGGGUAUGGCGUCUUUUAAUAACGGAUUAAGUCUUCUCAAUAAUAAGUCAUUUUGUGGAGCACGCUUGAUAAAAGCUCGAUACAGAAAGUUCCAAGUGUGGGUCAGUGCCGCCGUUACACAAGCGUCUAUAGACUUCAAUGGCCAGGCGGUUCCGUUGCCGUUGACGAUCACGUGUACGGAUGGAAACACCGCCAUCACGGGAACGUUCAACGUCAAUAUUGUCGACGAGCCGCCGACUUUUGUCUCCGGCAUGCCCGGAAGUUCUGCGAGCAUCUCUGACGCCACUGUCACACAGACGUUGCUCGGGAAAUUCACAACUACAGACCCUGAUACAACUUGCUCUGUGACGUCAUCCGUAGCCUCUGCAUAUGAGGUCAGGAAAGUGACGUCACCGGCGAAUCCUCAACAACCUGAGUAUGAAGUUUGGAUCAAAAUCACCGUAACUCAAGCAUCUAUCGACUUCAACGACCAGACCGUUCCGUUGCCGUUAACGAUAAAAUGUACUGACGGAUACGUCGCGAAUGAUAUCACGGGAACGUUUAACGUCAAUAUUGUCGACGAGCCCCCAGUGAUAACCUUACUACCCUCUACCGGAACUUCCAUCAACGAUGGUUUGCAGGCGGCCGCGGCGACCGUCCAUACGUUCAACGUCACCGACAGCGACGACGUUGUCACGUGCUCCACACGAGCGCCGCAAUCCACCUUUUUUGAAUUGGUAGCCGCAACUAGCCCUGCGUUCAGUAUCCGCGUGAAAGCAGGAGUGACGUUGGCUGCAGCUGUCAGUCCGUACGUCAUGAACGUUGAUUGCACAGAUGCCGUAACCGCCGUCAGUUCAACGUUUACCCAGCCAGUCCUUGAUAAGAGCAGGUAA